Molecule: messenger RNA, 4928 nt
Organism: Homalodisca vitripennis (glassy-winged sharpshooter)
Lineage: Eukaryota; Metazoa; Arthropoda; Insecta; Hemiptera; Cicadellidae
Exons: 5
Coding region: 20-1015 (331 amino acids)
Source: RefSeq, a predicted model, not a curated record
UCCGUCGUGCCGCGCCGUCAUGACCUCGGGCGAAGAUGUGGCCAAGGGCCCGCCACAGACUCCCGUGCUCACUGUCGGAUGUCGCAUGCUACGAUCGCCCUCCCACGAGUCCGUCACCACAGAUCUUUCGCUGUUCUCAGUCUCCUCUCUCGCCUCCGAGGCGGCCGGGAGGUCUGUCAAACUCGUCACCUUCAAACCCUACUCUGACACCGUCGGUCGCGGGCCCAGUCCCAACCCCGAUAGCAAAGGACAGACACAUGCCAGGCCACCAGAUAUCCCAGAGAUUGUGUGGUUUGAAGAGGAAAAUGAACUGAUCCGCAGUUGUGCCGCUCUCUCGUCUGUGCUGGGACUGCAAAAGAGCUUCUCUACAAGUGAUAUCAGUCAGCUACCGUCCCCAGAGGAUGCUCCCAUUGCAGUACGCAGCGCAGUCAGUGAUCUAGUGCUCAGUUCCGUGCAGCGCACUGGCUAUAUCAUUGAUCAUCCCAGGUUAGAACAUGCCUCGAGGUCAUGCUCCACAUGGGUGGCAGUGGGAGAUGUGGCCUCUACGUCUCAGCUUCCAUCACCUCAUGGUGGCCACACCGCUACAUCAACCCCUGCCCCACCUCCUCCAUUUUUCACCGCUGCCGAUCUCAUCCGCUCAGUCAAUAAAAAGGUGAGACAAAACUACAUACGACGACGACUGCUAACCACAUAUAAAGCGUUAGAACGCUUGUCCCAGAGUGAAUUUAACCUGGACCGAUUGGAACUUGCUGCUAGUGCAGCGGCGGCCAGUAGUGCUGUCAAACCCUGUGUGGAGGUGCCAGGCGUUCACCUCACAGUUCCUGGUACUCCUUGUACACAAGUGACAACACUGCUGCGAGUGGUGAAACACCGCACAGCCACACAUAAGAACCUCCCACUGACUGUCACAGAUGUGGAAAGGGAGAGGGGGAAACCACUCAGUAAGUACGACCGUAACAUGAUGAUCUUCAAUUGGCUGCAUACACUUGACGAGACGCCUGUUGACACGCAGUGAUAUGUCCUCGGCCACAUUUAAACUGUUUAUGGCACUACCUCUUCCGUCGGUUCCGACAGCGUACACCUCUCAUAUCAGUUGUUCUGUACGGUUACUUACUCAACUCGCUCCUUUGCCGAUUACAAUUUAUAUAAUCUACUUGUUCCUUGUGUUUUCAUUUUUAUAAUAGGUUUUAGUACAAAUUGAGUCCUACUAAGUAAACGCAAAGUGAAAUCCGUCUCAUAUAAUAUUUAUGUAAUCAAAUAUUCUUAACCCUACAGGUGCUAGAGUCCUGUAUCUAUAAUAAUGUUUUGUCAAGACAUGGGAUUGCUACCCUAGCACUUGAGGAUUAAAUAACAAUUGCACAAAUUCAAGAUGUAUUUUAAAUUAAUAAUAUGUCCCUUUUCCUAAUUCUAAAAUUCAAUCCAGUUAAACAUUUCUGUUUAAAACUAUGAACUAGUACCUCAUAGACAUCCUAGUUACAUAUUAGGUAAACCUGAAGAAAUGUAGAUAGAAUUCAAUGGUGGGACAACUCUGCUCGUACACAUUCAAUUAUUUUAAGUAUUGCUUCAGAGUAUGAUUUUGAAUUAAAUGUAUUUGUGACUUAUUUUAAGAGCUCUGAAAUUCAAGAUUUUAUCAUAAAAUAUUAUCAGUGCCUUUUUUACAUUUUGAUUGAUUGAAGAUAGCUUUGAAAAUGCCUUACUAAAUAUGUUGAUAUUACUAUCUACGUAUUUAUGAAAUGCGUGAGGUUCCUUAUUUAAAAGUUGCUUUCAAAUAACUAUUAUACUUACUACAAGGUACGAAAAAUAAGAAUUGUAAAAAUAUGAAUCGUAUUGAAAAGGUGUAAGUUUUCUAGUAUGGGGUGAAUUUUAAUGUUACUUGAAUGUUGUUUUGUCAAUUAAAAAAAAAUCAUUGAAAUUGUUUUAAAUAAGAUUAAUGUUUUGAAAUAAUGUAUAUAUUUUUAUCUUUAUCAGUGUGGCUUAACACAUUCCUACAAAUAUUUUGAAGAUUACGGUCAUAUGAACUGAAAUCCUUAAACUUAAAAUUUAUUAGCUUUGAAGUAAAAUGAUCUACUCUUCCUUGAUUCUUCUUUGCUCCUCCUGUCCAAGGGCGUGGAUAGUGAGGGGAUCCAAAGAUUCUGUACCCCACAAAUUACUUUUUCAUUAAACGAUUAUUUUUAUUUAAAUAAUUCAGUAUUACUGACAUGUAUUGCUGAAAGAACGUUCUCUGAAAAAAAAGGUCAAGAACCUUUUAAGGAACAAAAUGGGGCCUUACUCUCUGUCCACUAUGGGAAAAUAUCAGUUGUAGGAACCCCUAAAAUCUUUUCCUGGCUAUGUUCUCGCUCCCAUCAAAAGCAUGAAGUUUUAAAAUUAUUUUGAGAGUUGGUUAAUUGGUAAAUUAGAUAGCAAUAGUUGUAUAAAAAACUUUAAAACAAAUUAAAACACACUAAAUUUAGAUUUAUGUAUUGUAUGGAAAUAAUAUCAAAACUGCAAUUUUGUUCAUGGAAAACAAACUUUUUUAUUGCAGUUACAAAAUAAAUAUAUGUGAUUUCUUGUCUUAAUUAUACCAUUUUAAAUAAUACAAAAACCACACUUGAAUUUACCACUGUUACUUUAUAAUGUUUGUAUAGUACUAAUUUUUUACAUUGUUUUGAAUUUGGUCAUGUAUAUUCAAAGAAUUGAAUUAUAGCCCUAGCUGGAGAAAAUAAUAUUAAAGACAAAUUAAAUUACAAAUUUUAAACUGUCACUAAUUCUAAGAAAACUUUACUUGAUCAGUACAACAUCACUAUACUGGAUUUAUUGUGUAGGAUAAAUCAUUAAUAAAAUGAUAAAAGAACAUAUCUAAAAAAUAAUUAUAUGCUUCGUUGAGGAGCUAAUUUUGUCAUCUCAAAAUGGCAUGUGUACCUUAUUCUCUUAAGAUAUUUGAAAAGAAUAUUUUAGUAUGAUUAUUAUACUCUUAACAAAGGUUUAAUAAUAUUCUUUUUCCCAAUUGUCUCUAAAGUUAUGUUUAAUAUAAUGUACACUCUUUAGUCACACAAUCAGAGAAAUAAGGUAAAUGUUUUCAGAGAAGUCUUGAGGUUGUGGCCCAGUUAAUCAAAAGCCUUACUGGUGGUGUGUUGCUUGUCUUCUAAAUUUUUAAUAAUUUGUUCACCAAAGCCUCAAUCACAACUAUAAUUCCAACUGUAGCUGAUUUUCGAGUAACAAAUCCAUGUUGUUUAGUUCUCAAUAAUUUGUCUUGUCUAAAAUGGCUAUGGGUUUAUGUACAAUAUUUUGUUGAGUUUGGAAUAGAUGAGAGUAGAGAAAUAGGUCUAUAAUUUGAGAUAUUUCAAUACUCAUCUUCUUUUAGUUUACUAUCUACCUAGAAAGUGAAAAUAUUUGCUAUAGAUGUGUUAAUGAUUUUCAAGAGAUUAAUAAUCAAGUUAUUCUACUUACUUUUAGGCUUUUGGAAGGUAGAUAAUCAAAAUGAUCCUGUUUAUUUUGUACGCUUUUAUUGAAAGUAAAGAAGUAAAAAUGUUUCCUGUCAUUGUUAGAUUUUGAGAUAUUGCUGAUUGAAUAUUGUUUAUGUACAUUGCAUUUUAUUGUGUAACAAAAUAUUCAUUGAAUCAAUCUGCAUUUUAUAUUUCAGAGUUAUUAUCAAGUUCUUUCUUGCAAUGUCUCUCACUUUUGAUAGUUUCCCAGAUGACCUUGGUUUUGUUGCUAACAUGUUUAGUACAUGCUGUACUUAAUUUCUGUUUUCACCUGUUUUAGUCUUUGAUCUAUAGUUUUUCUUAUUGGCAUUCGUUAUCUGGUCAAUAGGAUUUUCAGUGAAAAGAUAUUUGUUUUUUUUCUCAGAAACUUCUUUUAUGUUUCAUAAGCAAACCUUCCAGUUGGGUUUAAGGUUUGCAUUGAAUGAUUUGUUUAUUCCAAAUUAAUAAAACAUAUCAUUUAUGUACUGUUAUCUUCUAUCUCUAGAUUUGUUAUAUUGUUAGAUAUAUCUAUAGAUACACCCUUUAUAUGCUUUUCUUCUGAAUAUACACAUGCCAAUUAGUAUCUAAUCAGCCAGCUUAAUAUGUUUUACUAUGUUUUCAGUAUAAGUUUUGUAGGUCACAAGUAUCAGGACAGGGGAAACUGUAUCAAGGGAAUUAAAACUUUUCCUACAUUCUGCAAACAUUUUUGGAACCCCUCUAAGGCUGAUAGAACAUUGAGUCAAUUUGUCCAGAUUCUUACAGCAGGGCUGGAAUCUCCCAGAUAUGGAAGUAAAUUCCUUGAAGCUAAGGAAAUACAAGUUAACACAAUCAAAGUUAAGGAAAUACAUAUUAAGUUUGACCUGAAACAACACUGCUUAAAGUUGGAAUAAGGUAACUUCAAUCAUUGAUUUAAAAUUUCAUUUUAAAGGUAAUACCUGAAGAAUUUUUGUAGAACCUGAAAUAUAAUGCGUUUCUCAUUACUUAAUGUAUUCUUUUAUCAUCUUAAUCAUACUGCUGUCCAUACACAACUGAUUAUCUAGUGUUCUUUGUAUUAUUAUUUGUUACAAUAUAUAUUUGUUCUGUUUAUUAAAGAGCCAAUGAGUAUUGUAAAUAUUGUCAUAAGCCAUUACAAGAUAAUCAAUAGUUACCGAACUUGUACAACAAUUUUGUGCACAAACUAUUUAACUGAUGUUGAAGAGGUAGAAAAUAUUAAAUAUUCUUUUUAUGACUCUCGCCAUGAACAUCUCACACCCUCGUAUGUUUGUAACUGGCUCGUACACAGUGUCUUGAUAUUAAUAUACAGUGUUUUAAGCAAAUAUUACCAGAUAUGUAUUUAUUGAAGUAUUUUGUUUAAUAUUUUAUUAGCAACUAAUUGAGUGUUGAAGGCACUUGCAUUGACUUCAAUAUUUUAACUCCGCUGCGUUAAGCAGUGCAUAUGUUAUAUGAAUAUCAAUGUACAUUUUGAAAUAUUAUAAGUUUUAAGAUACA